GCGUUCAUGAAACCAAUUUCAUCUCUCGCUGUUCAUUUCGAAUAAACCAAAACAAUUGUUAUCAGCUCAGUACUGAAGAUAGAACCGGAUUUUCACUGAAACCAAUUGGAAAAGUUAUUCACAAUGUCCAUUAACCUGGAUAUUAGGCUCAGAAAGGCGAAUAAAAUAUACUAUGAAGGGGAAACCAUCAGUGGGGUGAUCCAAAUUGCGUGCAGUUCCGAAAUCAAGCAUGAUGGAGUAGUCCUAUCACUUGAAGGAUUAGUCAAUCUAACCAUCAGCAACAAAAAUGUGGGCAUUUUCGAGGCUCUGUACAACUCGGUGAAGCCAAUCACCCUCCUCAAUCAGCAGGUCGAUUUGACUCCAUCGGGUAAAUUGCCUGCUGGAAUGACACAAAUCCCUUUCGAACUGCCGCUAAUUUGUGCCAAGGAACCAAAAGUGCUGUACGAAACGUAUCACGGUGUGUUCGUCAACAUUACCUACAUGCUGAAAUGUGAAGUCAAGCGCAGCUUUCUGGCCAAAAGCGUCGUAAAAACGCAACAAUUCAUUAUCCAGUACUGCCCAAGUUCUCCGCCGGAAAAGAAAACCGAGGUAAGCUUCUCCAUCAGCCCGGAGACCUUACAGAAAACGGCGAAGGAGAGAAUCUCGAUUCCGCGGUUCCUGAUUACUGGCGUGCUGGAUUCGACCGAGUCUUGCCUGACGCAACCAUUCACCGGAUGUCUGACGGUGCAUCACACCGAGGUACCGAUAAAAUCGAUCGAGAUUCAGCUGGUUCGGGUGGAGACUUGUGGAUGUGCCGAGGGGUACGCUCGGGAUGCGACUGAGAUUCAGAACAUUCAGAUUGCCGAUGGGAACGUCUGUCCCAAGAUAGCCAUUCCGAUUUACAUGACGUUUCCGAGGCUGUUUACGUGUCCAACAUUGAUAACGAAGAAUUUCAAAGUUGAAUUUGAGGUCAAUCUUGUGGUAAUUUUCGGUGAUGACUAUUUGGUGACGGAAAAUUUUCAGAUACUGUUGAACAGAACUGCCUAGUAUGACAUAAGCUAUUUUAAAUAAAAAUUUAAAAUAUA
Messenger RNA from Toxorhynchites rutilus septentrionalis, 1064 nucleotides. RefSeq names its product vacuolar protein sorting-associated protein 26C. The transcript is spliced from 4 exons. Gene Ontology annotation, biological process: intracellular protein transport. Gene Ontology annotation, cellular component: endosome. Lineage: Eukaryota; Metazoa; Arthropoda; Insecta; Diptera; Culicidae. Bases 124 to 1026 code for a protein of 300 amino acids. The record is from RefSeq and is a predicted model, not a curated record.